AUCAACGAUUAACCAAUAAUUUUAUAACAGAUAAUCACUGAACCAUCAACCACUAAUUUUUUUCUGGUUCAAUCCAGUUUUGGAAACAGAGCUUAAAAUCAAUCUAGAUUAUCAUCAAUUAUCAACUAAUAACUUAACAACGGGCCAAAUACUACAAAUCUACUACUUUGUUUCCCCCGGUCUACAAAUGUCUUUGUUGCCGCUGAUAUUACACUUUACCCUAUUUUGAAAAUCUACAACUACCACAUAUUAAUAAGUUAUAACUGAUAAGGGAGUUAAUCAUGUCCAUAAAAUAAAUUCAACCCUAAAAUUUUGUUCAUAUGAUCAAUUUAUUAAAAUCUUUAAUGAAGCUCAUCGUUCUUUUCCCCUUUAUGAGGGAAGUCAUCAACCUAAUUUUUAAAUUAUUAAUAUAAUUUUUCUAUGAAAAUAUUCACGCACUAAUACCACGUUUUGCAUCUCAAGUAACACAACGUUUAUAUGAACACAAAUAUUAGAUUAUAUGUGUUGUUUCUUCACUAAUUGUUCGCUCAUUUAUAUACUCAAAGAAUCAAUCAAAAUCUAUUUCACCCAUGAUUAUUUCUUCACUAAUUGUUCGUUCAUUUAUAUAAACAUCAUAAUAUCAAAAUACAGUAUUAAUCCAUGUAUUUAUGGGGUCGUUUGGAUGUGAUAGUUACAAUGCAUCGUUUUUUUUUUUUGAAUUUUAUGCAUUGUUUACUUGAUUUGACACAAACUAUCACUCAAAAUGAGUGAUAGUUAAAUCUCAAGUUUUCAUUGAGAUUGUUGAGAUUGUUGUGUUUCCUUCUUCUUCCAAAUAUGUCCUACCUUUUUAUGUGUGUUGCUUUUCUAUAUUAAAAACAAAGUGCAUAAGUGACAUUUCACCCAAAAAGUGAUAUAAUUUAGUUAAAUACUACAAUAACUAUCACAGAAACCACAAUACACCAAUUUUCUUAUAUACAUGUAUAUUAUUAUGCAUGCAUUGAUGACAAUACAUCGAUUUAACUAUCACCAAGACGAAACGAACCCUUAAAAAAAAACUAAACAAAAAAAAAGCUUUAUUAUUAUGACCCUCCCCUUGUUCCUUAUCUCUUCACACACUACAACUCCCAAUCCCAUCAUCAGCCCCCCUGGCCCCUCUCUGUUUUUAUUCUUCUCUCUCUUCCAAAUUAUGUUUCCCUUUUUCUUUUCUAGUUUUUAUUAUAUUCAUAUCUAAUUACCCUUUUACCCUCUCCUUCCUUGAUGUUAUCAAUUGGGAACCACCAGGAGCAUCAUUUGAUUUUUAUUUUCUUUUACCCCUGCCCUGCCUAUCAAUUAUCAUCUCCUCCUCCAAAACUAAAUAUAAUAAUAAUUGGACAAUAAAAAUAAGAUAAAUAAUAAUAAACCAAUUAGAAUCCACCAAAGAAAAAAAAAAAAAACUCCAGCAUCAAAUAAUAAAGGGCUUCAUUUCACCUCUCCCAUGGCGAUUCCCUAAUGCUCUGUCUCUCACCUUCCUCCCUCCAUUUCUCUCUCUCUCUUUCUCUGGUUCUGGUUGGAUCUUUCACUGAAAGAAAGUUGGUCCCGAGAUCGGGUUUAUGCACAGAUUUCCCCCAAAGUGAGGGAAAGCCAUAAAGGAAGCAAUUAGUGAAGACGAGGAGCGAAAAAGGCAAGCGCAACGAUGAAGAGGGAUCAUCAGCAAGCCACCUGCGGUUUCGGUGGCGGCCCGGAUGAAUCUGCAUCGGCUUCAAUGGCGGCGAGCUGUGGUGGUGGGAUUGGGAAAGGCAAGCUCUGGGAAGAAGACCAGGAUGCGAGCGGGAUGGAUGAAUUGCUUGCUGUUUUGGGUUACAAGGUCAGGUCGUCGGACAUGGCCGACGUCGCCCAGAAGCUUGAGCAGCUGGAGAUGGCCAUGGGGACGGCGCAAGACGACGGGAUUUCUCAUCUCGCCUGCGACACCAUUCACUACAACCCUUCGGAUCUCUCCGGCUGGGUCGACAGCAUGUUAUCGGAGUUCACCAACCCGCCGCCUCCCUCCGCCGCCGACCCCACAGCUGUCCUCCACAGCAAUAGCCAUUCCGCCGGCGGAAACGGCGGCGGAGGUGGCUCUUCCUCGAUUUCUUCCAUGGAUUUCUCCACCCCCACCACGCAGUCCCACAAGUCCGCGGUCUUCAGAGACGAUUCCGAGUACGACCUCAGAGCAAUCCCCGGCGUCGCUGCUUACCCUCAAGCAGAUGAAUCGGACAAGGAUAGCUGCAGGAAGAGGAUGAAAACUUCAGCUGGGGGUUCUUCAAAUUCCGGUGGUUCCUCCCUCUUGGCCACGGCGGCGGCAUCCUCGCCUUCUUCCUCGUCCUCGCCACCACCGCCGAUUGCUGCAGCUGCUGCUCCCUCCUCCGCUCUAAUUGCCGAGCCGACUCGGCCGGUGGUGCUGAUAGAUUCGCAGGAGGCCGGGGUCAGGCUCGUCCACACCCUCCUCGCCUGCGCCGAGGCGGUCCAGCAGGACAACGUGAAGCUCGCCGACGCGCUCGUCAAGCACACGGGGUUACUGGCGGCGUCCCAGACAGGCGCCAUGAGGAAAGUCGCUACCUACUUCGCCGAAGCUCUGGCUCGCCGGAUUUACAAGAUCUACCCACAGGACUGCCUCGACCCUUCCUACUCCGAUACCUUAGAGAUGCACUUCUACGAGACCUGCCCUUACCUGAAAUUCGCCCAUUUCACGGCGAAUCAGGCGAUCCUCGAGGCCUUCGCCACCGCCAAUCGGGUCCACGUCAUCGAUUUCGGGCUGAAACAGGGGAUGCAGUGGCCGGCACUUAUGCAGGCCCUAGCAUUACGCCCCGGCGGGCCGCCGGCCUUCCGACUGACCGGAAUCGGGCCGCCCCAGCCCAACAACACCGACAAUUUGCAGCAGGUCGGGUGGAAGCUGGCCCAUCUGGCGGAGACGAUCGGCGUGGAAUUCGAAUUCCGAGGGUUCGUGGCCAACAGCCUGGCAGAUCUGGAGCCGGAGAUGCUGGAUUUGCGCCCCGCCGACGUGGAGGCGGUGGCGGUGAACUCGGUGUUCGAGCUCCACCGCCUGCUGGGCCGGAGCGCCGGGAUGGACAAGGUGCUGUCGACGAUCAAGGCGAUGAAGCCGAAGAUCGUGACGGUGGUGGAGCAGGAGGCGAACCACAACGGGCCGGUGUUCGUCGACAGGUUUACCGAGGCGCUGCACUACUACUCCAGCCUGUUCGACUCGCUGGAAGGCUCGGCGGCGUCGCCGUCGUCGCCGACGACGGCGAGUCAGGACCUGGUGAUGUCGGAGCUGUACCUCGGUAGGCAGAUCUGCAACGUGGUGGCGUGCGAAGGCGGGGACCGGGUCGAGCGGCACGAGACGUUGACUCAGUGGAGGGCGCGGAUGGAAUCGGCCGGGUUCGACCCGGUUCACCUCGGGUCGAACGCGUACAAGCAGGCGAGCAUGCUGCUCGCCCUGUUCGCCGGCGGCGACGGGUACAGGGUGGAGGAGAACAACGGGGCGCUGAUGCUCGGGUGGCACACGAGGCCGCUCAUCGCGACGUCGGCGUGGCAGCUCGCGAGAUGAGUCGGGAGGCUGAGUCAACUCAACUCGGACUCGGUCUGGAAGACGAUGGAAGAAACCCCCCGAGUCGAUGAAACUCAGAAGAAAGUGGCCCACCGAGUUUUGGACGGUAAAAAAAAAGAUACGAGAGAUUGAUUGGAGAGAUGAAAUUGAGCGAGACGAGAUAGGGGAAAAGUGUGUGUGCGCGCGAGCGAGGGUGAAAAAAAUGAAGGAAAAAUAACCUAAAAAGUGGAUUUAAAUUGUGAGAGUGUGUAAAUUUACCGUCCUGUUUUUUUUACACACUUGUUCACUGAACUUUGUUACUUUUCGUUAAGCUUUGGAAUUUGGAAUUUCCUUUUUUUUUUCUCUUUUUACGUUUUACCUUCUUUUUUUUUUUGGUUAUUUGGUUAGAGCAGUAGACCUCGUUCCUCUUUUUUUUGGGUUUACAUUUUCCAGGUUGGGACUUGGGAGAAAAGAAGUUGUAUCUAUUAUGUGCUUCUCUUUUCAAUAAAAAAAUUAUGAACUUUUUUUCACUUGUAGGUUUAUGUUCACUUUGUGGGUUAAAGUCCAAUUGUUCUUUAUCGAUAAUGAGAUUUACAUUAGGCAUAACUUUCUUUUACCACAGGAAUCCAAGUUUUGUGAGAAUGGAUGAAAAGACAAUAAUUUGUGCUUUUUAUCAUGUAAGGUGGAAAAACAGAAGGGGAAGUGGAUAGAAAUGGUGGAUGAGGCCUGAGGGAAGCCAACUUUUGAACAUGGAAAUGCAUUUCUGAUAGGGGUUUUGCAUAUUUUGUUUGUUUGGUUACCCAGCUGCAGCAGAACAACAUGUCAUCAACUUCUGAUUCCGGCAAAAACUUUCAUAUCUAUCUGCAGACACUUCCUUCCAAAUUAGCUUAUAUAAUAUAGAUAGCUCAUAAUCGUGGAUCAUGUACCACAACACUAAUACGCCCCUUCAAACGAAAGCCAUUCACAAGGGCUUGAAGUUUGCACAGGUCUAAAGACAAGAAUACCAUGUGCUUAACAAAUGGGGGUCACCGGGAACCGAACACAAGACCUCUCGGUCACAGAAAGCUCUGAUAUCAUGUCAAGAACCAGUUGCUCCCAAUAACUCGAGUUGUUGGGAGAUGUUCAAUCGUGAAUCAUAUACCACAACACUAACAGAAAGGACGGUGGGCGGAACUAAACUUGGUAUGAGGAGUCGUCCCUCACUUUUAUUUAACUGCAGUUGGACUAAACAUUAGAUACGACUGAUAUUGCUCCACUAAUAAGUGAAAGUUUAGAUCUCUUGAAUAAUUUGACUUCACUUGUUAGAAAAGUUCUUUUUACCUCUACUAGUUGAGUUUGUUUCCUCUUGAGAAGUGUGUCAAAGUGAGUUUAUUAUUAAAAUCAACUUAAUGGGUCGGUUUGUCUGGCAUUAAUUACCCAACCAAGUUAUUUAGGAUGGUAGUAAAAACAGAAAGAAAGUCUCAGGUAAAAUAAAUAAAAAGUAAAUAAACAAACAAAUCAAUUGACUAACUGAGUGAUUAGAAAUCAAUUGUGAUAGAUUAGGUGGCGUGGGAAAAAAAGACUAUUUUCACCCUCCAAAACACGACCCAUCCAAACUUUGUUGUCUGUAAUCAACAAUGAUUUUUUUGGGUAAGAAGAGAAAAGUAAUGUUAAAUCGCCUCCUUCCUAAUCACAUCAAAUCAAUAAUCUUCAUGAUUAUUUAUUGCAAUUAGAAACAAAACGACCUACAAUGUACUGAUGAACCAAGAAAAAAAGAUGACUUAAAUUAUAACAGGUAUUAGUUAAAAAUUAAGAAUACGUUUAAUCCAAACAAACAUCGCUAACGUAUAUACAGUAACUACAUACAAAUAUAUAUUCUGUAUACGACCGGUCACAUCGAAGGGUAACAGUUCCCUUAUCUGUAGGUAGAAGGAACAGGAAGGAAGGAAGGAUCCCACGGUUUGUUUCAUUUUCUUUAAUAUUCCAUUUUUUGCUUUGGGAGGAACGAACGAUUAUGUUAAAAAACAGAACCAACGAUUUCAAUAAAUAAAAAAAAGGAGUAGAUUGCUAUGGUUUGCAGUUUUGUGAGAUUUUUACAAUACCAUAUGCUGUUUAGAAUAUAUAUUUUGGGUUUGGUUUUGGUUUUGGUGAUGGUUUGGUAGGGAUAGUUACAAUGCAGACAAUGUUUACAAUGUAUCGUUUUCCUGAUUUUUCUGCGCAAACACAACAUGCAUUGUUUGCUUGAUUUAACAUAAACUAUCACUCAAAAUGAGUGAUAGUUAAAUCUCAAGUUUUCGUUGAGAUUGUUGAGAUUGUUUGAUGGAGAUUGUCGUGUUUUCUUCUUCUUCUUCCAAAUAUGUCCCUACCUUUUUAUGUGUGUUGCUUUUUUAUAUUAAAAACAAAGGGUAAAAUGACAUUUCACCCAAAAAGUGAUAUGAUUUAUUUAAAUACUACAAUAACUAUCGCAGAAAUCAAACGAUGUACCAAUUUUCUUAUAUACAUGUAUAUUAUUAUGCAUGCAUUGAUGACAAUACAUCGUUUAACUAUCACCAAAACCAAACGACACCUUUGUUUUUGUUUUAUUUUCGUACACAAUUCAUAAUUUUCUACUUUAAUUUACCAUAAACUAUGUUCAAAUUAAGUGAUUAAACAAUUUUAGCUUUCAUGAUAUAUUUUAUUCAAAACUUAAUGAUACAAUCACAUAUCAAACGGCAUAUUUGACAUUACAUAUAUAAUACUAUAUUUUCACAAUUAGACAUAGAUUUAACAAUCUCGUAUUCAUUGCACUACAUAUAACGAUAAUCACAAUAGUAAUAAUAAGUGUGUUUAAUCUUAUUAUUAUUAUUAAUAAUAAAAGUGUGGGGGUCCAGGGCAACUGCAUAGCUGUCGUCCAGGCAAGAGGGCACAGCUGGCGGUCAAUAAUUUGAUCAAUAAUUCAGCUCAGCAUGGCAAGAAUUAGAAACCACGAAAGGGAAGGAAGUUGGGUUGUUCUUGUUAACAUGAAAAUGAAAUGAAACGAAAUGAUGUGUCGAAUAAAUGGGUGGGGGUAUGGGUGCCCCAAGACAGCUAAUAUGAAUCAUUCUGUUUUUUAUAAUCAAAAUGUAUAUUUUGCUUCACAUGAUAUGUGAAAAUAAGGAUUUGGAUAGAAAGAGGUAGAGGAGAAAUUAUAGAGAUUAUUAACAAAAAGACGAAAGAAUGAAUUAAGACGCGAUGGAAUAUAUAAUCAAAGGGUAUAUUUGAAAAGUGUUGAAAUGACAAGAUCUUUAAUUGUCGAAAGUUUAGAUUAGACCAGUCUCAACUCUCCACAGCUAUGUAGCUAUAAAAAGCUCAAAAAUGGGCUAAACAUUUUGAGAAUGUGAAAUUGAAGAACGACAUAAUUUACGCCUAGAGUUUUGAAACUCUCAUUGGAUGGAAAGCUCCUGCUCUGGUUGGUUUAAGCUAAAUACCGAUGGCGCAACACAGGUCAUCUCGAGUGUGGCUACUGUAGGAGGGGGGGGGGGGUGCUUCGUAAUAAUUAUGGGGAUUGGAUUGGUGGUUUUUGCAGCAAACUUGGUACAGGGGAGGACGCUAAAUGGCGGGAGUUUGGGGAAUUUGUCAAGGCCUUAACAUGGUAUGAAAUAAUUAAGAGGUUCUAAUUCCUCAUUCUUGAAUCGGACUCAAGACUAUUGCCUUAGACCUGAUUGAGAAGCGUACUGAUCAAGUGCAUCCGUACGCCACGAUUGCAGGGUCUAUUCACCGAAUGAUUGCUGAAGGUUGGAUGGUCGAGAUCAGUUCAUAAGUAUCGUGAAGGGAACAGGUUGCGACUUUCUUCGUGCUGUAAUCUGAAUGGUCGAUAUUUCAAUCGACAAAGAAUCUAAUAUCAGGUCAACUCAUCCCAUUAAUAUUAAUUAAUCAUUAACUCAUGUGAUUGAAACAUGUUUAAGAGUUCUGAGCAUAUGCAUGCGUGUACAUGCACCAAUUUGACCGGACCCCAAUGCACAUGCCAGAUCUACUCUUGCCAAUGAAGGGUUACUUAUACAUCCAAUUACUUCAAAAAUAGUCUUUGUGGGUUGCACAUCCUUCUGUGGUUGGGUUCAAGUUCCCUAAAACCUUGAACUUACUCCAACUGCAACAUAUAAAUAUAAUUAAUGAGGUUAGAAUCUUUUUUAAACAAGGGUGGAAAAGUGACAUUCAUGGAAGGUUAGCAAUCUGGUUUAGGUCAUUGGUCUAAAGAAGCAAUUAGAUUGAGAACUAAUGUUUCGAUCGCUUCAGUCCGGAUUAUGAAAAUGUUAUUAUAAUGUGUUUAUUCAUUUAUAUGAAUAUUAACAUAUAAAACUAUAUCAAAAUAACAUUUCGUACUUGAAUCUAACAUAUAGUGAAAAUUCAAACACACUCAUCAUAUAAUAUAAAUAUUCAAAUGUUCAACUUAGAAUUCCAAGGAUAGGGUUAGGUGAAAUGAAAAUAGAAAAAGAAGACGCAUUUCGCAAAACAAAGGAAAAAACAACAUCGUGUGACCUCCAAUCAUGAGAUGGUGUCAUGGCGAAUAUGCAUAUUAGACCUUAAAAUAAAUAGACGAGUUCAUUUUUCAAUCACUUUAACUACAACUUUAAGAAAGUAACAAUAAUAUUUUGAAAACUUCUCAGUUGAGGGUUCAUUUGGUUUUUAUGAUUGUUUGGUUGUAAUCGUACGUCACAAUGUUUGUAUUGUUUACAAUUCAUCUUUUUUUAUUUUUUUAUGUACAAACAAUACAUGUAUAGUUUACUUGAUGUGACAAAAACAACCAUCCAUUAUGAAUAAUUGUACAAUCUCAGCUAAAAGCUGAGAUUAUUGGGAUUGUCUAGUUGAGAUUGUUUUUUUUUUCAACUUUAACCUUUAGAGAUUAUCUUUUGCAUUGAAAAGAAGGGGUACGAGUGACAUUUCCAUUAAAAAGAUGACUUUCCUUUUUACUUAUAAACUCAAGCACAUAUACCAAACAUUGUAAUCUACAAUACAUCAAAUUCAACAAUACAUGUAUUGAUCACAAUACACCGAUUUAACAAUCGAAGAAACCAAACGAGCCCUGAAUAUGAGUAAUAAUAACAGUAGAUCAGUUUCUUGUAAAUGAUUAAUUCACAAGAAAUGAUAACUAUGUUGUGAUCUUUCUUUUAUGCUACCCUUUCUUUCAUGAAGUAUGCAAAAUUUCCAGGUGUGGAGGAUGAUUAGGUCGGUCGGUUCAAUCUGCGUGAACCAAGUAUUUAGAUUGAUUAGGGUUGCUGGUUAACUCUGUUGUGUGAGUUUGAACCUAGUGAACUCAAGUCAUUCAAGGACUAAGCUGAUUGGUGGGUUUAUUUGGAAACUAACCUAUAUAAUCUAGUAAACAAGGGGGUUAAUGGACUAAUUUGGUCCGAAAAUUACACUAAUAGACUAAUUUGGACUGAAAUUUUUAAAAUCUCCAUUCCGUUUAAAAUUCAUAAUUAUUUGAAUUAUUUUGACCUGAUCCGUGGGUUGACCGUUAUUCCUAAUGGCAGUUCAUAUAAUAAACCGAUACCAAAAUGAAUGUCAACUAGUACCAACGGAAACAAAAACCCAACACAAUACACAAACCCUAGAUCUAUGCAGUCAACAUUCUAUAGAGAGAGACCGAUAAUGAGAGAGAUACAAAGACACAGAGAGAAGCCAGUGAUGUGUUGAAGAUAGAUAAUAGAGAGAGAAACUCGUUAAAUUUGCAGUCGUUAAGGAGAGGAGAACGAUGAAAAGCAAUCAAAUACAAAGAGAGAACGAGACGGUUGACGGAUGGGGAAAAGGAGAGCUGGUGUGGAAGAAAGUUGGCAAAUGGUAUAUGACGGUCGAAGGAAGGUUCACCAGAAAGACAAAGGAGAAUGCUGGUUUCUCUCUCCAAUUUCCAAUCUUCCCUUUUUAUCAUGACCGACACGCGAAAUUCAGCUCGCCAAAUACCCAUCAUAAACAUCACCCAGAAAUCUCCGUCAAAUAUGAAAAAAAGAAAGUCGACAAGCUAGCCCGUCUGACCGUCCGAGCAAGGUGUUAUAUGUAACCCUCAUUUCUACAUAGGAUCAAUCAAUUAGUAUAUUAAACCAUUUUGAGGAGGGUAAAACUCAGGAUUAGAAACAAAGUGAGUGGGCAGAUCUAUCCAUAGUGUCAUGAUGAGACGACUCACGGGGUGCAAUUAUGGUAAGUGAAAAUCAAAGGUGUUGUAGGCUGCUCUGCUUCCUUGGCCCAUGGAACUAGGCAGGCACAGCUGCUUUUAGCCUUUAGGGUUUGGCCGAUCUAUCUAGGGCUUGUAUCGGAUUUCGAUUGGGUGGUUGCUGCUGCAAUAUGAUUUCUUCUGUACCCCGGCCAUCUUUGCUUAGCUUCAUUAUGAAGUGAGAGAGACAAAUCAAAAGCUAGCUAAGUUAAAAAAAAGACAGAGAGAGAGGAGAAAGAAAGAAGAGCAAAUGAGAAAGGGAGAGAGAGAGAGAGAGAUAGCAACUGGUCGAAGGGAGUUAUUCAUGGUUGGUGCGUUAAGGUUAUCCAUAUCUUCGCGACGCACGAUCCCAAAGCCAAUAAAUUAAAGCUCCAAACUUGUAGUAAGUUAUGAGGGUUCAAAAUCUGAUGAUGGUCAAUGGUCAGUGGCGUAACUCAAAAAUUAAUUUGCGGGGAGAAGAGGAAUACGAUCAAGACAAGAUAUAGAUUUAUAAUGAAGUUUAGCUUGUAAU
Linum trigynum is the source of this 10170-nucleotide messenger RNA. The record is from the annotation of a GenBank genome assembly. Lineage: Eukaryota; Viridiplantae; Streptophyta; Magnoliopsida; Malpighiales; Linaceae.